Messenger RNA from Marasmius oreades (fairy-ring Marasmius), 846 nucleotides. RefSeq lists its product as uncharacterized. The record is from RefSeq and is a predicted model, not a curated record. Gene Ontology annotation, molecular function: enoyl-CoA hydratase activity; delta(3)-delta(2)-enoyl-CoA isomerase activity. Lineage: Eukaryota; Fungi; Basidiomycota; Agaricomycetes; Agaricales; Marasmiaceae. The transcript has 7 exons. Bases 1 to 846 code for a protein of 281 amino acids. Gene Ontology annotation, biological process: fatty acid beta-oxidation. Gene Ontology annotation, cellular component: peroxisome.
AUGACCCGGCCUUCGUAUCCCUUGAGCCUCCCUGCUGAAAACCCUCUGAUCACUUUAACUCAUCCGAAGAAAACACUGUGGAUCAUUGAACUACACAACGGUCAAGACGCACGCCUUACGCCAGAAUUGAUUGACGGAGGCUUGAAACCUGCUUUGGAUGCUGUUGAGCGGAGUUGGCGUGAUGGAUGGAGAAGGUUGCAACAGACCAAAGAUCAAGAUGGUGAUGCCCCAGGAGAUGAUGGGAAAGGAGCAUUGAUCAUUGUUGGAAGGAGAGAUCAGGACAAGUUCUUCAGUAAUGGGUUGGACUUGACGCGGGUAGUGAACAACCCCAACUUUUUCCCAAUAACCUACAACCCAUUACUUCAACGUAUCUUGACAUUCCCGAUACCCACAAUUGCUGCUAUAAACGGUCAUUGCUUUGCGGGAGGGUUUAUGCUAUCUUUAGCUUGUGACUACCGGGUGAUGGUAGAUGGAAGCAAACGAAGAGCAUGGCUAUGUAUGAACGAGAUCUCCUUCGGCUCAAACUGGCCGACAUCUUUUGGAAGGCUUCUUCGCUCCCGAUUUGGUAGCGGCCAACUACAACGAAAGAUUGCUCUUGAAGGGCACCGCUUCACUCCCCCGGAGGCACUGGAAGCGGGAAUGAUAGAUCAUAUCGUGGCAGGAGGUACGAAGGAAGUGUUGCAAAAGGCAGAGGAGGUUGCGGCUGAAUGGGAGGGGAAUGCUAGGGGUGGUGUCUGGGGUCUCAUAAAGGGAGAAAUCUACCGAGAUGUAUUGGAAGGUAUGAUGUUGGACGUGAGGACUCCGACACCGAUCAGCGACGACGCUGCGGCUAAGGCCAGGCUUUAA